This is a messenger RNA of Phragmites australis (common reed), 1177 nucleotides long. Its product is annotated as photosystem I chlorophyll a/b-binding protein 5, chloroplastic-like. NCBI's taxonomy places the organism in Eukaryota, Viridiplantae, Streptophyta, Magnoliopsida, Poales, Poaceae. Bases 252 to 1049 code for a protein of 265 amino acids. Gene Ontology annotation, cellular component: membrane. Gene Ontology annotation, biological process: response to light stimulus; photosynthesis, light harvesting in photosystem I. The record is from RefSeq and is a predicted model, not a curated record. The transcript is spliced from 6 exons.
CAAUGAACGCCUCUAACUCCAUAUCCUGAGCUUCUAUUCAGCACCAACCUACGCCCCCCAAAAAACACAGGCAGCAAAGAAGGGUCCUUGCAGGUUGUAGUUUGGCCGGCAAACAACAUCUCCUGUGGCGAGGGUGACGGUGGCAGCCAUGGCCAUGCACUGUAACAGCAGCUGAUAGCCAUGGAAGAGUCCUGCAUACCUGUACCGCCUCCUCCCGGCCGCUUACAACUCGGAGCAGGCACGCAGUCGCCAUGCCUGGAUGCCAUGAGCAGUCACCACGAUCCCGGGUUGUAGUCCGAGCUAGCACCGAGCGUGCGACCUGGUUGCCCGGAUUGGACCCGCCUCCUCACCUCGACGGCACGCUACCUGGUGACUUCGGCUUCGAUCCCCUCGGGCUCGGGGAGGAACCGGCAAGCUUGCAGUGGUACGUUCAGGCCGAGCUCGUGCACUGCCGGUUUGCCAUGGCAGGGGUUGCCGGCAUCCUUGUAACUGACUUGCUCCGUGUAUCAGGAAUCCGGGACCUACCAGUUUGGUUUGAAGCAGGUGCAACAAAAUUUGACUUCGGCAACACCACAGCACUCUUCUUUGUUCAGCUUCUUUUGAUGGGCUUCGCUGAAACCAAGAGGUACAUGGACUUCAUCAAUCCAGGAUCGCAAGCAGAGGAAGGAACAUUCAUAGGGCUAGAGGCUGCACUUUCAGGUUUACAGCCAGGCUACCCUGGGGGUCCACUGUUCAAUCCAUUAGGACUUGCAAAAGAUAUAGAGAAUGCACAUGAAGAGAAGCUGAAGGAAAUCAAGAAUGAGAGGUUGGCAAUUAAUGGUAGCUAUGCUUGGCUUCAUUGUUCAAGCAUCUGUGACUCACGUUGGCCCCAUCGACAAUCUUUUGACACACCUUUCAGAUCCACUCAACCAAAAUAUCAUUCACGCACUCUCCUCCCCCUGAGAACUAUCUGUCCCCAAAACUUCGCUUUUCAAUGUCCAAUGUUACGGCAGAAAAAGAUCACAAUGUUUCUAACAGAAUUGCCUUUUUUUGGCUCUCCUCUUUGCUAAGUUUUUCAAUCAUGAAAAUUGAAUAUGGAACUUUUUUUUAGGUCAGAUCAGAUGAAAGUUUCUUCAAAUGCUAACAACCUGUAUUCAUAGCUAUUAGCUAAUGGGAAACAAAAAGAAGGCUUCUGAUU